Striga hermonthica is the source of this 2157-nucleotide messenger RNA. The record is from the annotation of a GenBank genome assembly. Lineage: Eukaryota; Viridiplantae; Streptophyta; Magnoliopsida; Lamiales; Orobanchaceae.
AUGGAUUCACAUACACCUUCACCACAUCCACCACCUUCCGGUGGCGGCAACAACGCAAUCCGGGCGGCAAUAAUGGCGGCAGUGGUGGCGGUGUUCGCCGGAUACCUAUUAUUGUGGGUGAUGAUGCCGACAAACGCCUAUCGAAAAACUUGGUUGCCGGAGCUCAGAGCACAAACUGUCUCCACUUACUUCGGAACCACCCAAGGUGCAACUUAUCUUAUAUUCAGCUUCCCAGUCCUAUUUAUUGCAGUCUUGGGCUGUGUGUAUCUCCAUUUAGGAAAAAAUUCAACAAAUAGCCACGUUGAACGCACAAAUGGAGGGCGUCGGUUGAGUCUGUGGAGAAGGCCAGCGACGAUCAAAGGGCUGGGAAUAGUCACUCGAAUAGAGCUUGCUUUUCUCCUCAUGUUCAUAGCUCUUCUUCUUUGGAACUUCGGUACCUAUUUGAGCAUUAGUUUUGCCAAGAUUACGCCCAAGUCCGCUGCAAAAAAUGGAGAAAAAGUGUGGGAAGCGAGGCUGGAUACGGUGGCGCUCCGCCUGGGGCUGGUCGGAAAUAUAGCACUGUCAUUUCUCUUCUUCCCGGUGACACGUGGCUCAUCGGUGCUGCCACUUUUGGGGCUAACAUCAGAGGGCAGUGUCAAAUAUCAUAUAUGGCUGGGCCACAUUGUCAUGGCCCUUUUCACUGCCCAUGGCCUAGCUUACAUUGUGUAUUGGGCUGCCACUCAUAAAUUAUCAGAGAUGUUGAAAUGGGAGAACACAGGGAUAUCCAACGUGGCCGGAGAGUUAUCCCUGCUGGCAGGAUUAGUCCUGUGGGCUACAACAUUCCCAAGGAUAAGGAGAAAGAUGUUUGAGCUGUUCUUCUACGCUCAUCACCUAUACAUCCUAUUUGUCUUCUUCUUUGUGCUCCACGUGGGCGUAAGCUACACGUGCAUCAUGCUCCCCGGCUUCUUCCUCUUCAUGAUCGACCGAUACCUCAGAUUCCUCCAGUCGAGACAAAGGGUCCGUCUUCUGUCUGCCCGACUCCUUCCUUGUCAGACGGUCGAGCUCAACUUCUCCAAAGCCAAAGGUUUGAGUUAUACUCCAACUAGCAUCAUGUUCAUGAAUGUGCCAAGCAUUUCGAAGCUGCAGUGGCACCCUUUUACCAUUAGUUCCAGCAGUAAUUUGGAGUGUGACAAGUUGAGUGUAGUUAUCAAAGGGGAAGGGUCAUGGUCCAAUAAGCUCUAUCAACUGCUUGCUUCACCUUCUUCCAUCGAUCGUCUGGAAGUUUCGCUGGAAGGGCCUUACGGCCCUCCCUCAACUGAUUUUCUUAGGCACGAGCUAGUAGUGUUAAUAAGCGGAGGUAGCGGCAUAACUCCAUUCAUCUCCAUCGUCCGAGAGCUCAUCCACACAAACUCGACUUUAAAGCACAAAACUCAAAAAAUCCUUCUAAUAACCGCGUUCAAGAACUCUACUGACCUAAGCUUUCUAGACCUAAUCCUUCCAAUCUCCGGCCCCACACCAAUCCCCUCAACCCUAGACUUACAAAUCGAAGCUUACGUGACAAGGGAGAAAACACAAGAAGCAACCAAAAACACCAUUCGCACGCUUUGGUUCAAGCCCAACAAGUCCGACUUGCCCUUAGCCCCAGUUUUAGGUCAAAACAGCUAUCUGUGGCUUGGGGCGAUAAUAUCGUCCUCUUUCGUAAUCUACCUACUUUUUAUUGGCAUUUUGACACGUUACUAUAUAUACCCAAUCGACCACAACACGAACAAGAUAUAUUCUUGGUCGUCUAGAGCCGUGCUUCAUAUGUUGUUCAUAUGCAUCGGCAUUGUUAUGACUUCGACCGUGGCUUUUCUCUGGAACAAGGGCAACAAUGGAAGGGAAGUUAAGCAGAUACAGAGCAUGGAAGGGGGGAUGAGUCCUGCGGGGACUCCUAAUUCGUGGUUUUGUUAUAAUACAGAUAGAGAAUUGGAAAGCUUGCCUCAACAGGCGUUUUCACAAACCGUUAACAUGCAUUAUGGAGAAAAGCCGGAUAUCAAAAGGAUUCUAUUCGAACGGAAGGAAUCGAGUGUUGGGGUUCUCGUUUGUGGGCCUCGGAGUCUGAGGCAUGAAGUUGCGAAAAUAUGUUCAUCUGGCUUGGCCGCCAAUCUGCAUUUUGAGUCCAUCAGCUUCAGUUGGUGA